Chironomus riparius is the source of this 1347-nucleotide messenger RNA. The record is from the annotation of a GenBank genome assembly. Lineage: Eukaryota; Metazoa; Arthropoda; Insecta; Diptera; Chironomidae.
GUUUUGAAUAAGUUCAUAUAUUCUAUCAUUGCUGUCUAGACAUCUAUUCAACCUUAUUUUUUAAACAACUCAUUUACAAUUUAUUAAAACUAAGAAAAUAACGGCAAAAAAUUCAAAAACUUUCGCUUCAUUUCCCUCCUUUGCAUCCCAAAGUUUGUUUACAAACAAAGUCCCAACAUCUGAUAUCCCAAAAGUAUUCUUUUUCUUCAGGUUUUAUGUAAAAAGUUUUAUACUCAAAAUUAUUUUUUAGUUCAAUACCAAAAAACUCGUAGUCAAUAUCUAAUAUAGUGAACAUAAUAACCUGGAGGACACAAUAAUUUAGUCAAAUUAAUCAAAUUCAGAUGUCAGAUGAGGAAAUUAAAGUUCAUCCGCUAACAAACAAUGCGACUGAGGCAUGGGAGCAGAUUUCUAAGACACAACGACAGAUCAAAAUACAAUACAAGGCACCAAAGACAGAGAAUGCUGAUCCUAAUAAAGUCCGCGUUGUCUGCAUGAGCGACACCCAUUCCCUCAAUCAUUAUUUUAAAUUCCCAAUACCAAAUGGUGACAUAUUUAUCCAUGCCGGUGACUUUACAGCAUGUGGAAAGCUAGACGAAGUAAUUUCAUUCAACAAUUGGCUGGAAAAUUUACCGCACAAACAUAAACUAGUCAUAGCUGGAAAUCAUGAGCUUUCAUUUGAUCCAGCAUUUAAUGAUCCAUUGACGGCUGAAAAGGGUGUAUCAAGAAGUAAUGGAUUACUUGAUGAGAUUCCGACACUCGGACAUUCAAGAGAGGUGCUGAAAAAAGCAGCAACGACGGAGCAUGUUAGGAAAUAUUUGACAAAUUGUACAUACCUUGAAGACAGUGGCGUAGAACUUUAUGGAAUUAAAUUUUGGGGAACACCGUGGCAACCGGAAUUCUGUCGAUGGGCAUUCAAUCUUCCCAGAGGACAAGAAAUUUUAGAUAAAUGGAAAUUAAUUCCAUCAGAUACUGACAUACUUAUUACACACACUCCCCCUGUUGGAUAUGGCGACAUGACAGCUUCGAAGAUUCGUGCUGGAUGUGUGGAAUUGCUGUCGACAAUUCAAAAGAGAGUCAAGCCAAAAUAUGUCAUUUACGGACACAUUCAUGAAGCUUAUGGAGUCAGAUCUGAUGGACGAAGUGUUUUUAUUAACGCAUCAACUUGUGACAUUAAUUACAAACCUGACAAUUUACCCAUAGUAUUCGAUAUAACAAUCAAAAAACCUUAGAGAUGUAAAUCACUUUUUAUUACAAAGUUUUUUUAAAAACUUUUUUCAAUCUUUUUAAAAUUAUUAUUUAAAUGCUUUAAUUAAACAAAGAUUUUUUUAAAAAAAUUGGAUACUUCUU